AUGGCGUUUUUUCCUUUGUUCAAGAAAUCUCUGAACUCUUUCACUCGUCCCAUGGAUGCUUACUUUCAAUUGAAAGAGAAUGAAUACUUUUUUAAAAACAAUAAAAAAGACAAAGAAUUCAAUUUUGUAGUUGGUUCCUGCAAUGGAUUGCUAUGCUUGUUAGGCCACUCUAUUGACUAUGAGUAUGAGUAUGUUGUGAAAUUAUGGUUUCAAAUUUGGAACCCGGCCACCAAGACAGUAUCACCAAGAUUAUGUUUUUGUUCUUCCUGGGACGAUGAUUAUAGUAUAAUUUUGGAUGAUGAGGAUAGUACAAUUGAACCUUUUAGUUUCACAUUUGGUUUUGAUGAAUCAACUACCAUAUAUAAGGUGGUGGAGAUGAUGAAAACAAAGGUAAGAGUUUUCAACUUGCGUAGUAAUACUUGGAGAUAUAUUCAAUAUUCUCCUAUGUAUCUCAACGAAGAUUCGGCUGUGUAUCUUAGCGGAAGUGUUUAUUGGUUGGCAACUCAGAAUCGUUCUGGUCCUUAUUACGUUAGCAAUGAUAUUAUUACUAACAAGCAAUUUGUGAUUAUCUCACUUGAUUUGAGGACAGAGACACAUACUCAGUUGCUACCUCCUCAGGGUUUUGAUAAAGAUUUUGAUGAAAUGCCAUAUAUCGAACCAAAACUAAGUGUGUUAAAUGAUUGUCUUUCUUUUUGUUAUGAUUUCAAACAAAUUCAUUAUGUUAUAUGGCAAAUGAAGGAAUUUGAAGUGGAAGACUCUUGGAUUCAAUUCCUUAAAAUUAGUUACCAUAAUCUUCGAAUUCCACUUAAUGGCUUAUACCAUUUGUUACCAGUUUGCGUUUCGGAGAAGAAUGCUGCGGAUGCGGUUGCGGAUAUUGCGAAUGCGGUCAUUGCGCUUGUUGCGAUGCGCAUUGCGGCCGUUGCGGCGUGA
Molecule: messenger RNA, 930 nt
Organism: Vicia villosa (hairy vetch)
Lineage: Eukaryota; Viridiplantae; Streptophyta; Magnoliopsida; Fabales; Fabaceae
Product: F-box/kelch-repeat protein At3g23880-like
Exons: 2
Coding region: 1-930 (309 amino acids)
Source: RefSeq, a predicted model, not a curated record